AAGAGGCGACACACAGGCGUGUUUUCAAUGAAUUGGUAGUGCGCGUGCGCAAUGACGGGAGUCCUUGGCUAGACGGCCUGUUGUAGGUUACAGAUCCUGUGAGGGGACACAGACAAAAUGCAGAGCUGGACUCAGUUAUACCGCUGUCUGGCCACGCGCAACCACCACCUUCCCUGCAAACUGCAUGGAGCUGCAGCUCUGUCUGUCAGAACCUACGCUGACAAAGCAGCAAUUGAUGCAGACGUCACAGUGGUGGGCUCCGGUCCGGGUGGCUACGUUGCUGCCAUCAAAGCUGCACAGCUUGGCUUCAAGACUGUGUGUGUUGAGAAAAACACCACCCUGGGUGGGACGUGUCUGAAUGUUGGCUGCAUCCCCUCCAAGGCUCUGCUAAACAACUCCUACUUGUACCACAUGGCUCAUGGCAAAGACUUUGAAAGCAGAGGCAUUGAAAUUUCAGGCAUCUCGCUGAAUUUGGAGAAGAUGAUGGCUCAGAAGAGCGGGGCGGUCAAAGCUCUGACUGGAGGAAUCGCACAUCUGUUCAAACAGAAUAAAGUGACCCACGUCCAUGGUUUUGGAAGGGUGUCCGGUAAGAACCAGGUGACGGCCACAGCAGCAGAUGGCAGCGAGCAGGUCAUCAACACCAAGAACAUCCUUAUUGCCACUGGCUCCGAGGUCACGCCCUUCCCUGGGAUCCAGAUUGACGAGGACACCAUCGUGUCUUCAACAGGAGCUCUGUCUCUGAAGAAAGUUCCAGAGGAGAUGAUUGUGAUCGGAGCUGGAGUCAUCGGAGUGGAGCUGGGGUCAGUUUGGCAUCGUCUGGGCUCCAAAGUCACACUGGUGGAGUUCCUGGGCCAUGUGGGCGGCAUGGGAAUCGACAUGGAGAUGUCCAAAAACUUCCAGCGCAUCCUGCAGAAGCAGGGCCUUAAGUUCAAACUCAGCACCAAAGUCAUGGGAGCCACCAAGAGGCCUGAUGGCAAGAUCGAUGUGGCAGUGGAGGCAGCAGCCGGAGGGAAAAACGAGACUCUGACUUGUGACGUGCUGCUGGUUUGUAUCGGCAGACGACCUUUCACCCAGAACCUGGGUCUGGAGUCUGUGGGCAUCGAGCUGGACAACAGGGGCCGCAUUCCCAUCAACAACCGCUUCCAGACCAAAGUACCCAGUAUUUAUGCGAUCGGUGACGUGGUUGCCGGGCCGAUGUUGGCCCACAAGGCCGAGGACGAAGGCAUCAUCUGUGUUGAGGGCAUGGCUGGUGGCGCCGUGCACAUCGACUACAACUGUGUUCCCUCCGUCAUCUACACCCACCCUGAGGUGGCCUGGGUGGGCAAGACAGAGGAGCAGCUGAAAGAGGAGGGUGUCCCCUACAAAGUUGGAAAGUUUCCCUUCGCAGCCAACAGCCGAGCCAAAACCAACGCCGACACUGACGGUAUGGUCAAGAUCCUCAGCCACAAGGAGACGGACAGGAUGCUGGGAGCUCACAUUGUUGGAUCUGGGGCAGGAGAGAUGAUCAAUGAAGCUGCUUUGGCCAUGGAGUACGGCGCUUCCUGUGAGGACGUCGCCAGAGUCUGCCACGCCCAUCCUACGGUGUCGGAGGCCUUCAGGGAAGCAAACCUGGCCGCCUCCUUCGGAAAAGCCAUCAACUUUUAACCGACUGGCCGCUGCCGCACCUUCAGUGUACAUAAGAGAAGAAAAACAGCUCACUGUGUGUCUGCAUCAGGACCUUCAUACAACCUGCUGGGAUCCUCCGUGUGCAUCCAAACUGUACCACAUUUAGUUCUAAUGUUAUUUAAAUGUUCUCAAUAAAACAGUUAAGAUGACUGGGUGGCAAAAGCUGA
Molecule: messenger RNA, 1832 nt
Organism: Scatophagus argus
Lineage: Eukaryota; Metazoa; Chordata; Actinopteri; Scatophagidae
Gene: dldh
Product: dihydrolipoamide dehydrogenase
Exons: 14
Coding region: 118-1644 (508 amino acids)
Cellular component (GO): mitochondrion; oxoglutarate dehydrogenase complex
Molecular function (GO): flavin adenine dinucleotide binding; dihydrolipoyl dehydrogenase (NADH) activity
Source: RefSeq, a predicted model, not a curated record